Molecule: messenger RNA, 1791 nt
Organism: Bradysia coprophila
Lineage: Eukaryota; Metazoa; Arthropoda; Insecta; Diptera; Sciaridae
Gene: ppk28
Product: pickpocket 28
Biological process (GO): sodium ion transmembrane transport
Cellular component (GO): plasma membrane
Molecular function (GO): ligand-gated sodium channel activity
Source: RefSeq, a predicted model, not a curated record
UCAAACAAAAACUCUGAUUCAAGAAUGUGGUACUCAAGCAUAGCGAAUGGAAAGAAAUCAUUUUCGCGGAAGGGAUCGCUCAAUGAUAAUAAGGCGAAACGUAGUGACGACGACGAUGACUUGGCUAUGGAGAAACGAAGUUCAUGCCAGGAGAAUUUACAUCAGUACUUACUGAAUUCAACGCUGCAUGGUUUGCGGUACGUUGGUGAGCGGCAAAUUUCACCAUUCGAAAGAGCAUUUUUCAUGUUAUCCUUCAUAUUUGUCGUGUUACUCUCCGCGUACUUCAUCACUAACGUCUACGAGAAAUGGAACGCAUCGCCGGUGAUAAUUGCACAAAAUGCGUAUGCUACGUCGAUCAGUGAGUUUCCAUUUCCGGCGGUUACCAUUUGCAAUUUGAAUCAAGUGAAGAAAAGUAAAAUCGAAUAUGUGCAGAAGGGUACGAUUGAGAGUAUGUUGGUGCGAAGCAUAUGCCAAUUGAGCGACGAUGGAGAGGAAGCGGCAGAUUAUCAAGGGAAAUGGUCAACAUUUCGUGGUUUUCUCAUAAACGUGUCGCAACCGUGUUCAGAAAUGUUAAUGGAGUGUAAAUUUGCGACGGAAACGCAAGUAUGCAUGGAACUAUUCAACACAGUUCUGACGGAUGAUGGACUAUGCUGCACUUUUAACAGCGUACAUCCGAUGUUUUUAUUGCAGCAUUAUAACGCAACAGAUGAAUUUGAUUCGGUAAGUAAUACCGGAAAUUUCACGGCUGUCGAAUGGACUCCAGAGGACUCGUGGAAGAACGGCAGUCGCGCUACAACUUAUCCUAGAGCUGCAGCCGGACCGGGAAGUCACAUGGGAUUGAGUGUCAUUUUAGAAGCGGGACUUGAGGACUACUACUGUUCGUCUGGCAAUAGUGCCGGUUUUAAGAUUCUACUGCACAAUCCAACAGAAACGCCGAAAAUUUCUGAUUUUGGUUUCUCGAUCGCACUGGGACAAGAAACGAGAGUUGUGAUCACACCAAGACUGUCUGAUGCCAGUCCUCUGAUCCGGUCGGUUCACACCGAACAGAGGCAAUGCAUUUUCGCGAAUGAGGCAAACUUAACGUAUUACAGGACAUAUUCGCGCAAGAACUGCGAAAUGGAAUGUGAAGCGAGAAUAGUCGAAGAGAAGUGUGGAUGCGUACAGUUCUAUAUGCCGCGGAUGAAGGAAGACACAGACAUCUGCAGCCAGAAAGACUACAAAUGUUCGGAAAAGUUUUCCAUUAUAUCGGAGCUGGGCAUCAAUCAAACGUAUUCGUGCAAUUGUCUGCCGGGUUGCUUCGAAAUCAGCUACAAGCCAUCGGUUUAUAUUUCUGAACUGGGUAAUGGAAGUUACUUGACGGCCGACAAAGCACUAAUGUCAAAACAUGUACAACGAAAGAGCGUGGCCGUUGUUCAUAUUUAUUACGAGGAGAGUUACUUCCGAAGUUUUACCAAAGAAGAGCUAAUCGGAUUUACCGAAUUUCUCUCCAACACCGGCGGACUUCUCGGCCUAUUUAUGGGAUUCAGUGUGGUUUCCAUCAUUGAAAUAAUUUAUUUCGUUUCGCUUCGACCGUACUGUGCAAGUAGACGCAACCGCAACAAAAAUGAUCGGAACAUUAAAAUCGUACAGCCAUCCAGAAAAGUUUGGUUCGUCGACGAAGACCGUGGAAAAUUGGAUCAAUUGAAGCCGACGAAAAAUGCUUGGGAUGCAACACUUGAUUCCGGUGGGACUACUGAUCGUCGAUACCCAUCAAAAUCGGAUUCGGUUGGGUAUUAUCCGUACAGAGACUAG